CACAUAGAUCAACCAUAACGAUUUUAAGAAUGUGAAAUUUAAAUCCAUAAAUGUAUUCUAGCGUUAGAUGUACAUGUACUCACAAUAAUUACGAUGAGUAGAAAACUACAAAGACAAUACUAUCGAAUGGAGAGUGGUGCGGCUUCCUUCCCCUUCUUCUUCUUCUUCUUCUUCUUCUUUCCAAUGCCCUGCUCUUUGUUGCUGCCUUUGGUCGACCAAGAGGAACGAGAGAAUGAGAAAGAGGAUCAAGAUGUGAGGGAGUGUUACAUAAAUAUGGGGUGUCGUGAGGGUUUGAGGCGUGUAAGUGAUUUAUGUCAAAUAUAUACAUCUUUUCAGGUAAUUGCGGAGACUAUUGGAACAUAUUUCCUCAUAUUUAUUGGAUGUGGUUCUGUUGCUGUUGACAAGAUAUAUGGAUCACUAACAUUCCCAGGCGUGAGUGUGGCAUGGGGUUUGAUUAUUAUGGUUAUGGUCUACUCAGUGGGUCACAUAUCCGGUGCACAUUUAAACCCCGCUGUCACCAUUACGUUUGCACUCUUUCGCCAAUUUCCUUGGAAACAGGUGCCCAUGUACGUAUUUGCACAACUCGUUGGUUCAAUUCUUGCAAGUGGGACUUUGUACGUCUUACUUGGUGUGAAGAGUGAGGCUUUCUUUGGAACCCUUCCCGCAGGUUCAGACAUUCAGUCAUUUAUUAUAGAAUUCAUCAUGUCCUUCUUGCUCAUGUUCGUCAUCUCUGGCGUCGCUACAGACAAUAGAGCUAUUGGAGAGCUUGCAGGGAUUGCCAUUGGAAUGACAAUUCUUAUCAGUGUUCUUGUUGCAGGGCCAAUCUCAGGAGCAUCGAUGAAUCCAGCAAGAAGUCUUGGGCCAGCUAUAGUGAUGCAUAAGUACAAAAGUAUAUGGGUUUACAUAUGUGAGCCUAUAAUGGGAACUGCAGCUGGUGGUUUCACGUUCAACCUCAUCAGGUUCACAGAAAAGCCGCUAAGAGAACUAACUAGAAGUGGAUCAUUCCUCAAAAGCUUGUCAAGAAAGGCUAGUACCUCAGUUCGCUAGAGUUGAUUUUAUUUCACUCCUUCCGCACACGGUCAUGUCCAUUUCCAUGUACAUCCAUGCAUAUGGCUUAUGCUAACUAAAUGAAUAUGGAAAUUGAAUUGUGCAUUCAAAGAAAAACCUCUUCAACCCAAGAAAGAUUGUUCUCUUUA
Cuscuta campestris is the source of this 1196-nucleotide messenger RNA. Lineage: Eukaryota; Viridiplantae; Streptophyta; Magnoliopsida; Solanales; Convolvulaceae. The record is from the annotation of a GenBank genome assembly.